This is a messenger RNA of Pteronotus mesoamericanus, 1827 nucleotides long. RefSeq names its product farnesyl diphosphate synthase (gene FDPS). Gene Ontology annotation, molecular function: (2E,6E)-farnesyl diphosphate synthase activity; dimethylallyltranstransferase activity. Gene Ontology annotation, biological process: trans, trans-farnesyl diphosphate biosynthetic process. Gene Ontology annotation, cellular component: cytoplasm. The record is from RefSeq and is a predicted model, not a curated record. Lineage: Eukaryota; Metazoa; Chordata; Mammalia; Chiroptera; Mormoopidae. Bases 41 to 1306 code for a protein of 421 amino acids. The transcript has 10 exons.
GCAGUGCUUGGUGCCUCCUCUCUAUGUCACCCCUCCUCCCAUGAUGCCCCUGUCCUGGUGGCUGAGAUCUAUGGGGGUCUUCUUGCUACCAGCCCCCCGCUGGGUGCCCCGGGAGAGGCGGCUGGGUCCCCUACUGCCGCCCUCCCUGGUGUACCAGGGCUCAGUCCUGGGGGCCUGGCACAGUGCCCGCUGCUGGUGCCAAGCAUGGACAGAGGAGCCUCGAGUACCUUACUCCUCUCUCAGAAUGGAUGGCGAUCAGAAAUUGGAUGUUUAUGACCAAAAAAUGAAGGUUUUCAUCCAGCACUUCUCCCAGAUUGUCAAGGUGGUGACUGAGGAUGACAUGGGGCAUCUAGAAAUAGGAGAUGCUAUAGCCCGUCUAAAGGAGAGCCUGGAGUACAAUGUUGUCGGAGGCAAGUACACUAGGGGCAUGACUGUGCUGACAGUGCUACAGGACCUGGUGGCACCGAGAGAGCUGGACGCUGCCCGCCUCCAGCAGGCCCUGACUGUGGGCUGGUGUGUGGAACUGCUCCAAGCUUUCUUCCUGGUGUCAGAUGACAUUAUGGAUUCAUCCCUCACCCGACGGGGACAGAUCUGCUGGUAUCAGAAGCCAGGCAUAGGUUUGGAUGCCAUCAAUGAUGCUAUGCUUCUGGAAGCAUGUGUCUACCGACUGCUGAAGUUCUGCUGCCGGGAGCAGCCCUAUUACCUGAACCUGAUCGAGCUCUUCCUGCAGAGUACCUAUCAGACUGAGAUUGGACAGACCCUGGACCUCAUCACAGCCCUAAAAGGCAACGUGGAUCUUGGCAAAUUCACUGAAAAGAGGUACAAAUCUAUUGUCACGUAUAAGACAGCUUUCUACUCCUUCUACCUUCCUGUAGCUGCUGCCAUGUAUAUGGCAGGCAUUGAUGGGGAGAAGGAACAUGCCAAUGCCAAGAAGAUCCUGCUGGAGAUUGGGGAGCUCUUUCAGGUUCAGGAUGAUUACCUUGACCUCUUUGGGGACUCCAGUGUGACAGGCAAGAUUGGUACUGACAUCCAGGACAACAAAUGCACCUGGCUGGUGGUUCAGUGUUUGCAACGGGCCUCUCCGGAACAGCGCCAGAUCUUGCAGGAGAAUUAUGGGCAGAAAGAUGCUGAGAAGGUGGCCCGGGUGAAGGCGCUGUAUGAGGAGCUGAAUCUGCCGGCUGUGUUUUUGCAGUAUGAGGAAGACACUUACAGCCACCUUAUGGGACUCAUUGAGCAGUACUCACAGCCCCUGCCCCCAGCCAUCUUCCUGAGGCUAGCGCACAAAAUCUACAAGCGGAAAAAGUGACCUAGAGACUACCAGGAUAGGGCGGGGAGGUUCUCGAUUGAUACCGUGGCUCCCCACUUAAUGUCAUCAAUAGGUUCUUAGAUACUGUGACAAAAUUUUGCCAUUGGCUAAUUUAUGUGGACAAGAGUUAAUUUCCUAGAGCUUAUUUCUGGUCACAAAAAUCCACCCAACAAUAUUAAUAUUAAACACUGAAAUGUGAGCUGUACACACAUUUAAGGAAUGAAUAAAAACAGGUAAGAUUAUUUUCCAAGUCACUUAUUCCAGUUAAGUGUUGCGGGUGACAGGAACCUAUCUGAGCAGUGCAAUGUGGGAGCCAGCCCUGGACAGGAGGCCCUUCUAUCACAGAUCCUAUUCAAGUGACUUAGACAUGAAUUCUCACCUGCAUACCUUUGGGAUGUGAGAAGAAAAAUGGGUUCUGAGAGAAAACCCGGAUAAGGGAAGAACAUGCAAGCUUCACACUCCAUCCGCGUGGAAUAGAUUUUCUAAACCUAAGGAAAUGAGGGUGAAUAAAAUGUUAUUCC